Messenger RNA from Sesamum indicum (sesame), 831 nucleotides. Lineage: Eukaryota; Viridiplantae; Streptophyta; Magnoliopsida; Lamiales; Pedaliaceae. The record is from RefSeq and is a predicted model, not a curated record.
UCGGACCUUUUAGCGACAAAAGCCGACCCAUUUGCGGCAAACUCCUUACUCAGCGACAACGCUGAAGCAGAGUUUGUGAGUCUCUCUAAAGCAAGAACAGAUGCAGAAAUUUAUAGCAAGAGAAAGCAACAAAGAAAUAGUAGAAUCAAUCGAUAAUUCGACAAGAGAUACUGAAAGACGAACUCGUCCCAUGAGACUGAAGAACAAGAAGAACAAAGCCCUUUACUUCAUUUUGAUUUUGGCGGUGAUUGUUCUAAUUUGUGCGAUUGGGUUCUGGGCUGGAUCGCCAGAGCGGCUGACGGAGAUGAACACUCUUGGUGGGCUGCGCAAUAUGGCCAAAAACAGCGCUGAGAUCGAGAGAAUCGGACGGUUUGCCGUUCAACAACAUAAUAACAAUCAGAACACUUUCCUUGAGUUUGCGAGAGUGUUGGAGGCCAAAGAACAGGUCGUGGCUGGCAAGAUGUACCAUCUAACUUUGGAGGCAGUUGAUGGUGGUGAGAAGAAGAUGUAUGGAGCAAAAAUCUGGGAGAAGCCAUGGAUGAACUUUAAGCAGCUCCAGGAAUUUAAGCAGCGAAGUAAGCCAACUCGACCAAGAGAAGAGUAACUCCACCAGUAGAAUAGCCAAGAUGAAGGAGCCCAUGAUAGCCACAAUGAUCAUCAGCAAUGGACCGAAUGCGGUAACAAAAACAGACUUGAUGCAUGUAAGAGUUUCUGUUUGGAGAAAUGAACUUACAGCAUAGGCGGCAGCCAAGAGGUUCAUGUCGAAGCCGAUGGCCCAAGCGUGUGGUCUAUGCUCCAUCACGAAAGUGAGAGCAAUAGCUUGAAGUGUUC